AUGUCGAAACCCAAAAACUGGCCUGCAACGCUCCCCUAUCUCAAAGCCCCUCUCUACGGCAAAGACAUUUCCCCCUCACACAUCCAAUUCCUCCGCACAAAACCCCCCAACGACAACAGCGCCAUCGACCAAGUCCCCAUAGCACCAGCCUCGUCGCCCGCAACGGAAACUCCAUGCCCGCGCGUCAAGAUCCAGGCCAUCACGGACAGAAAUCAUCCAGCAUACGGCCAGUUCGGGCUGUUUGCAGCGCAGAACAUUGCGCCGGGGGAGCUGAUUCUAGCGUACCUUGGGAGAUUGCAUGGACGGGCGACGACGAGCGAGGAGAGUGACUAUGAUCUUUGGCUGGAUCGGGAGAUGGAUGUAGCGGUGGAUGCGGCGGGGGAAGGGAAUGAGGGGAGGUUUGUGAAUGAUUAUCGGGGGAUUAAGGGUAAGGAGAGGGCGAAUGCGAGGUUUGGGAAUGUGUUUUUGGGAGGAGGGAAGAAUGUGAAAGAGGAUGGGAAGAAGAAGAUGAAGAAGAAGAGUGAAGGGGGGAUUAAGAAGGGGGAGGAGAUUUUGGUGAGUUAUGGGAAGGGAUUUUGGGAUGAGAGGAGGAAAGAUGGUGAUGGUGAUGGUGGAGGGGAGAAGUGA
Molecule: messenger RNA, 627 nt
Organism: Trichoderma breve
Lineage: Eukaryota; Fungi; Ascomycota; Sordariomycetes; Hypocreales; Hypocreaceae
Exons: 2
Coding region: 1-627 (208 amino acids)
Molecular function (GO): protein binding
Source: RefSeq, a predicted model, not a curated record